Dermochelys coriacea (leatherback sea turtle) is the source of this 6708-nucleotide messenger RNA. It is a transcript of the gene SETD5, whose product is annotated as SET domain containing 5. Gene Ontology annotation, molecular function: protein binding. Lineage: Eukaryota; Metazoa; Chordata; Testudines; Dermochelyidae. The record is from RefSeq and is a predicted model, not a curated record. Bases 572 to 5023 code for a protein of 1483 amino acids. The transcript has 24 exons.
GCGCCUUUUCUGUGUCGUCGCUACCCUCAUCGCAGUGGCAGCUUGGGAGGCCAAUAGGAAGCCGCCUCUGUGGCGAGAGCUACUGGGUGGGCCAAGGAUAGCCAAUGAGAUGUGGGAAUGGGCGUGGCCUGCUCAACCUGGGGCCAAUCGAAAGUGUGAGGAGGUGAAGCUCGAAGGGGUGCUGCUGCCAGUAUAUGGUUGAAAGGGGUGGAGCUAGGCGACGGUGCAGCCAAUGGGGAGUGGCAGUGGGCGUGUCCGGAUGGCCCCUGGCGCCAGCGCUGGGGAGCCCCGUGCUCUCAGUGCCGUUUCCGCCAGGCCCGUGGAAGAGGCGCAGCCAGUGGUGCUGAGGGGGAGGGGCCGAGGCUGCUGCCGCCGCAGAGGGUCUCGGUCCCGUCUGCUGCCAGGAAACGCCGUGGCGCCGAGCCGGGCCUAGUGGUGCGCGGGGGCCCGGGCAUCGGGCCGGCCAGGUUUCUCCAUGUCCGUGACAUGCUGGCCGAGGCUCUGCGGCUCCUCCCCACCCUUGGAGCGGCCAGUCGCUACCUUUUGGACUCCGUGAUCCCUGACGGACGUCAUGAGCAUUGCAAUCCCUCUGGGAGUCACCACACCAGAUACAUCCUACUCAGAUAUGGCUGCAGGAUCCGACCCAGAGUCCGUGGAAGCUAGUCCAGCUGUCGAUGAGAAGAAUGUUUACUCCAGUCAUGGCUAUGAGGCCACCCAGAGGCACAGCUAUCGAGGGCUGCCUUAUGCAGAUCAUAAUUACGGAGCUCCUCCUCCUCCAACCCCUCCAGCAUCUCCCCCAGUUCAGACUAUCAUUCCUCGGGCCGAACUGAAUGGCUUGCACUCACCUGACGAGGAGAACUCUGGGGACAGUGAGAGCUCCUCAGAGGGAGAGUCCAUUCCCAGCUGGUGUCACUGUACUCUCUCUCAAGAUGGCUUCCUCAUCAAGUGUGACAAAUGCAGGGGAAUGAGCAGGGGGAAAGUGAUCAGACUUCGCCGCCGGAAGCAGGACAAUGUGUCAGGUGGAGACAGUAGUGCAACCGAGAGUUGGGAUGAGGAACUCUCCCCCUCCACAGUAUUGUACACAGCUACGCAGCACACACCCACAAGCAUCACUCUCACUGUUAAUCGGGUCCGUAGAAACAAACCUAAGAAGAGGAAGAGGAGUAUGGAGAAAGCUCGCACUGCACCAAAGGCCAAGAAGAUCAAGGCCUUUCGAGAAGGUUCACGGAAAUCUCUGCGGAUGAAGAAUUCUCCUUCUGAAGCACAUGCCCUGGAUGAGAACACAGCUGAGGGUUGGGAGAACCGGAUACGGCUCUGGACAGAUCAGUAUGAAGAAGCCUUUACUAACCAGUAUAGUGCUGAUGUACAGAAUCUCCUGGAACGGCAUCUAAGUGCCAAUAAAGAAUUUGUGGGCAAAACUGCUGUGCUGGACACAAUCAACAAGACAGAGUUGGCCUGCAAUAAUACAGUUAUUGGGUCCCAGAUGCAGUUGCAACUGGGAAGAGUGACUCGGGUUCAGAAGCACCGGAAGAUCUUGAGGGCAGCAAGAGACUUGGCAUUAGAUACCCUUAUAAUUGAAUAUCGAGGAAAAGUUAUGUUACGGCAGCAAUUUGAGGUCAAUGGGCAUUUCUUCAAAAAGCCAUACCCCUUUGUGCUGUUCUACUCUAAGUUCAACGGUGUUGAGAUGUGUGUGGAUGCCCGCACCUUUGGCAACGACGCCAGGUUCAUCAGGCGUUCCUGUACACCGAAUGCAGAGGUCCGUCAUGUGAUUGCUGAUGGGAUGAUCCACCUGUGUAUCUAUGCACUCACCACCAUUGCCAAGGACACAGAGGUCACCAUUGCCUUUGACUAUGAGUACAGCAUCUGCAACUAUAAAGUGGACUGUGCAUGUCACAAGGGGAACAGGAAUUGCCCUGUACAGAAACGGAACCCAAAUGCUGCAGAACACCUACCUCCACCUGUUCUAGGCACACUGAUGAUUGGGGCAGAAACAAGGCGUCGGAAAGCCCGUAGGAAGGAACUAGAACUGGAACAGCAGGGCAUUGCAUCAGAUGAGAACAGCAACCAGCAGGCAGAGGUGGUUCCAGAGGGACCUGCUGUAGCCAGUGACAAUGAGGCUGCAGAUAAAGAAGAGAAGCAAGAGGAGGGGGAAAGAGAGGAGGCUGUGGAUGAGCAGGCCCUGGCUCACAGCAGACGGUCCCGGGAGGAGAGGAAGGUAGAAGCCAUCAUGCACAUGUUUGAAAACUUGGAGAAGAGAAAGAGAAGACGAGAGCAGCCAUCAGAUCGGAGCAGCACAGAUGCUGAAUUCAUCAUUAACCCUGAGGCUUCUGAGUUGGAGGAGGUGAAAAUGGAGACUCCUGAAACUGAAGACAGCAGUUCAGCUUUAAGUGGGGCUGCUCCAAGCACUCCUAACAGCAUCAGCAAUGUUGGGGUGAACACGCGGAGGUCCACACAGACAGUAGAUGCAAUUUCAGAAAAGACGAUCACUAAACCAGCUCAAGCCAAACCCUCCAGGCCCCGACCCAAAAGCCGUUUUUCUCGAUAUCGGACCAGUUCAGCACAAAGGUUGAGACGGCAGAAGCAGGCCGUUUCCCAGCAGACCGAGCUCUCCCAGGCUGUCCCAGAGGAGGGAAGCAGCAUCAGCUCAGUAACUGCCGCAGAUGUCAGCAGCAUAGAGGGUCCAGGAGAAAGUAGACAAUUGAUGGGGUCUGACCCAGCUGUGGUGCUGGCUGCAGGAUCCCAGUCUAACCGAGCCAUAGUAAAGUACCCCAAAACUAAAAAGUAUCUAGUUACAGAAUGGCUGAAUGACAAGGCAGAAAAGCAGGAAUGCCCCAUUGAGUGUCCUUUACGUAUUACCACAGACCCCACUGUUUUGGCAACAACCCUCAACAUGUUGCCAGGUCUUAUCCACUCCCCACUGAUUUGUACCACACCCAAACACUACAUCCGCUUUGGCUCGCCUUUCAUCCCUGAGAGACGUCGAAGGCCUCUUCAGCUGGAUGGGAUAUACAGCUCCUGUAAAAAGCGUUGGAUGAAACAAGCCCUGGAAGAAGGGAUGACUCAGACCUCAUCUACUCCACAAGAGAACAGAACUCAAUGUCUAUACCAAAGUAACCAGAGCAGCAGCUCUUCUAGCAUCUGCAAGGACAAUGCAGACUUGCUGAGCCCCCUGAAGAAGUGGAAAUCUCGCUACCUGAUGGAACAGAAUGUUACCAAGUUACUGAGGCCACUAUCUCCCGUCACACCUCCACCUCCUGGCUCGAUGAGCCCGCAACUCACCACACCCUGCUCAUCUCUGCCAGGAGAGGAGGAAAGUCGCAAUGGUUAUGGCAUGAUGUUCUCACCAAUUCCUUCUCUGGCUGCUAGUCGCUGCAAUACUCCACUACAGUUUGAGAACGUAUCCUCCCCUGAGAGUUCCCCUGCGCAUAGGCCCGAGUCCCUGUCACCCGAGCUCUGCCUUCGAACAGACUUGGAUUUGGCAAAGGUGGGCUACCUGGAUUCCAGUGCUAACACCUGUCCAGAGAGGCCAUCGCUGCUGAGCUCGGUCCACCCUGAUCUGGCUCCACAGUCCUCCAUUCACUUCACUUCUGAGACCAACUUCCCAGGAAAGAGUGGGGAGGCACAGCUGCUGCUAAGAAGCUCCGAUCAGGCUUUUCGGACAGAGUUUAAUUUAAUGUAUGCCUUCUCCCCUUUGAACGCUAUGCCCCGUGUAGAUGGAUUGUUGCGGGCUUCCCCUCAGGUGGGAGACAGGAAGCCCCUGAGUUCAGAAGGGGGAUGUUGCAGCUCUCCUGCAGAUGGAUACUUCAGCAGACAUGAGCCGGGACUUCUUAAAGAGACAUUGCAUGGAUCCAUGUCUCCAGGUGGUGAGCGGGUUUGUGAAGGAGUCAAAUCUGCUCCCCAAAACCCACCACAAAGGAAAAAGGUUUCUCUGCUGGAGUACCGCAAGCGAAAACAGGAAGCCAAGGAGGGAAGUGAUUCAGUGCGAUGCACAGUGACUGCUACCCGACAAGGCAGCAACAGCUCUGUGACUGACACAGAUGCCAGCAAUGUGCAGGGCUCAGUAUUCCGAGCCCCAUCCUCCCCACAAAGUGGCUUCUCUCCCUCACAUCCCCCCCUGCCUCACAUAGAGGAGAUCAGCCCAUCAGACCUGAGAGUGGCUAGUUCCUUGACCUCACACUGCAAAUCCCAGGAGAACAUCAGCAGUAGGUGGAUGGUCCCCACAUCUGUGGAGCGGCUUCGAGAGGGCCGUGGUAUUCUUGAGAAGGUUCUGCGCAGUGGUGCAAAGAUAUCCCAGAGAGGAGAGCCCUCACCAACAAGUGACAGCACUGCUGAGAGAGAUCCAGGUACUGCUGAGGGAGACACCCCAGAAGGUCUCAGUUCUGCACUCAAAGGACCAGCAGUUUACAGCCCUUCUAGAUAUAGCUACCAGGCUGACAGCCCCCGAGCAGAGUCCCAGGUCCUCCUUCAGCAGAGUUCCUCCCCCUACAGAGGACACUCUACUCCACCUCUUGGAUACAGUUACCGAGCAGCUCCACCAAGAACAGGACACAACCCCGCUCAGGGCUCGUCGGGAGCUUCCAUUUCGUCCACCUCCUAUUCCAGCCCUGCCCAUUCAGUUUCCACGGACUCCCCAGCUCUGUUUGCAGGGAAUUCUGGGUAUUACAGCAGCCAGCAGCACUCUGGAAGUAGCAUUAAUAGCAACCUUCUGAAGAAGAGUCACUCUACUGCUGCCAGUCCAGCACAGCAGGUUGCUGCAGACUCAGUAUCCUUGGGGUCGGUUUCUCAGCCUUGCACAGGAGCAUCAGGUUUCAGCUCUGUUCCCCAUAGUUCCAGAUCAUUGCAGUCAGACUUGCGGACUAUCAGCCUGCCUAAUUCUGGGCAGCCUGCUCUCCACCAGAGCUCCAGAGGGCCAGGGGUUUCCAGUUCACAGCACUAUCCACACCAUGUGGGAGGCAGUGUCCAUCAGUAUAGACUGCAGCAGCUUCAAGGUCCAGGAGUAAAGACUCAGACAGGACUUUCCUAGGGAUGCCUGGAUUCAAGGAGGACUGAAUUGCCCAUAACUCCUUCCAGCUGCCUCUGGAAGUGGCUUCUGGGCCAAUGCUGGGAGCUUGCACCUGAUGCUGGGGGCCCAGGGGGUCAGAUGCUGGAGUCUGGAGUAAAUGAGUGAGAUUUAUGAGCAGAGGCAGCCUCUGCCAUUAGAGGAGGAUGCAAAUUUCUCUGAGGCAGAGACUAGCAAAGCUGGAUACAUUGUAGAAAAGCAAAUGGUUCUAAGUGCAAUGACUGCAAUGCAGCCUCUGUCUCCUGUCCAUGCCCAUAGCUGUAGUCACUUGUGCAGUAAGGACAUCUUUUUAAGUAUGAAAACAAUUUAAAGAAAAUUCUGGGGGAAGUUAAACUCCAAUCCCAAAGCUCUCUUGUAGGUCAGGUUCUCAGUGCAUCUGGGGGGGCUUUCAUCCGUUAUGAUCAUUCCAGUCACAACAGACCAGCACAUGCACCACCUUUGGGCCUGGGCUGUGACCCCCACAACCAGACCCAUUUCCAUUGUGACAGACUCCAAGAACUGGUCAGUUAGCACUGGGACUAGGAGACAGUGAGGGUGAGGGGGGCUCUGUAGGAUAUAACUAAACUGGGGCAGUUCCUGUGACUGUCACUAAUGGGGAUCUGUGAAUGUUUGUCACUAGCUGGGAAACUGAAUUGGGGUCGUAUGCUGCAGUGUAUCAUCAACGGGAAGGUCUCCAUGAACAUAGUCACUGUGUGACAUUGGGGGUUGGGUGUUGAGUAGGGGUGACAUUGUGGCGUCACUGCUAUGGGGGCUGUCCAAAUGAGUCAUGUUCAUACUGGGGUCUGUGCGUGGGCUGUGGAAUGUGUGUCCCAGAGUGCAUGGUUGGUGGGGACUCCAGGCCUUGGUAAGUUGGGUGCCGUAGGUGUAAAGUAUCACACACAGUAAAUGUGAGCCUGGGGGUCACAUGCAUAGAGUGGCGCCAAAGCCAGCCCAAAGGGGGUGUGCCUUCAGUUCAGCCCCAUACAAUUGCCAGCUUCUUUCUCACUUGUUUACUGUAAUAUCAGGCGUGUUUUUAUUUAUCUAAUUUUAUAUUCAGUUAUAACCAUAUUAGGUUAGCUAAUAUACAACAGGUAGAGUCCCUGGUGCUGCAGUGGGCCUUCUCCUUUUUCUCUUGGACGAGAUAAUGCUGUGAGUCUGUCUCCCUGUCUUUCAAAUGCAGAGUCUUCUUCCUUUUUUAGGGCUGUUACAAGUUCUCUACUUCAUAAUUGAAAUCAGGUGUUUGUUCAAGGUAGGGGAGACUUUUAAAAUAUUAAAACAAAGUAACUUUCUCCAACAGUCUGGCUGAGUGUGUGUUGGGGAUGGAACUUGUCACCUGGAACACGGGUGUCUCUGUAUACUGUAUAAAAUAGGUGUAAACUUCACUCAGUUUAGACCUGGGUGUGUAGUCUCCCAUUUCAUGCUGUGUGCAGCAUGGGCAGGCAGGCUCUGCCCUGCCUAGUGGCAGCAGUGGAUUUGGGGUUUGGGAGCAGCAUGCAGAGGUUCCAGCACCUCAGCAUGUGCAGGGUGCAGAAGGGAGGCACCCUAGAAAGCUCUUGGAAAGGUGGGGGCUGCAGCUUCUGACUCUAGUGGGGUUUUUACACCAUGCUGUAACAUUUGAACUUUCACAAGAGAUGUAAUAAUUUUGAUAAUAAAAAUACUUAACUUGAAAA